Molecule: messenger RNA, 1293 nt
Organism: Aaosphaeria arxii CBS 175.79
Lineage: Eukaryota; Fungi; Ascomycota; Dothideomycetes; Pleosporales
Product: FAD dependent oxidoreductase
Exons: 2
Coding region: 1-1293 (430 amino acids)
Molecular function (GO): flavin adenine dinucleotide binding; saccharopine oxidase activity; sarcosine oxidase activity
Source: RefSeq, a predicted model, not a curated record
AUGACUAAACCUUCAGUACUCAUUGUUGGUGGUGGUGUUUUUGGCACAUCCACGGCAUACCACCUCUCCCUACAAGGCUAUAAUGAGGUUACAGUCUUGGAUCGGUUCGAUGUGCCAUCAAAAGAUUCGGCCGCUACUGACCUGAACAAGGUGGUACGCGCUGACUACCCCAACCCGCUAUAUACAAAGCUAGGCCUUGAAGCCAUGGAGGUCUGGAAAGACCCUAAUUCUAUCUUCAAAAACAUGUAUCGUGAGUCAGGAUGGAUAAUGGCGGCCCACGAUAUGACUCGGAAAUGGCUGGAAAGCGCGCGUAAUGUGGCAGAAGCAGCCGGCCGAAAGGGCGUGAAAUAUAUGACCGCUCAGGAGAUGAAAGAAACAUGGCCUGCACUGACUGGAGAAUUCCCUUCGUGGACCAACUUGUGGAGCCCGGCUGCUGGUUGGGUUCCUUCUGGCCAGGCUGUGCUAAGAAUGGCCAAUGCCGCUCGAGCGAAUGGUGUAAAAUACACUUGUGGAGACGCAGGAUACGUCCGAAAGUUGAUAUACGAAGGUACUACAUGCAAAGGCGUAAUUACAACAGAUGGCGCAAAGCAUUAUGCGGACCUGGUAUUGCUAGCAAGUGGCGCCAAUACUGCCACAUUAGUAGAGGCAAAGGAAGAGGCCGAGGCGCAAUGUUCAGUCAUCUGUGUCAUCAAACUGGAGCCCCACGAAGUCGAAAAGUACCGUGAUAUUCCAAUCAUUGACGACUUCGAGCAGGGAAUCAUCUUCCCGCCCGAUGAGAAUGGCUUCAUCAAGCUAUGUAGCUGCCGGACAUUGACGAACUAUCAGAACAAGAAAGUCCCAGGCGCAUCUAUCUUACAUUCUCUCGGUGAUUACCCAGAAGACGGUUGUCCUAAAGAGAUCGAGGAUGAGAUGCGAGAAUUCAUUCGAGAGAUGAUUCCUGAACUCGCAGACAGGCCAUUCAUUUCAACCAAACUAUGCUGGGACGCUCUGGCCGGCGAUCUCAACUUUCGCAUAUGCCCGUAUCCCGAAAGGAAAAAUCUCUACGUUGCAACGAUAGGCUCAAAUCACGGAUUCAAGUUCUUACCCGUUAUUGGUAAAUACGUGGUCAACAUGCUCGAGGGAAAGCUGGGGGCGGAAUGGCAGGAUCUCUGGAAGUGGAAGUACGGAAAAGUUCCAGCUGACUUUCAAGAUCCGCAUCCCUGGCCACAAAGAGACCUUGCACAGCUUACAGGAUGGGAAGGAAGAAACGCGUUAGGCGGUGGAAAGCUGCCUUGGACGUGGAGUCGUUUGUAA